Messenger RNA from Plutella xylostella (diamondback moth), 9676 nucleotides. The record is from RefSeq and is a predicted model, not a curated record. Lineage: Eukaryota; Metazoa; Arthropoda; Insecta; Lepidoptera; Plutellidae.
UCGGGCGGAGAAGCCAUGUUGAUAUUUUCUUUCUUUUUCCGUCAUACACCGACUCACAUGUAUUUGAGAACGAGAAAAGAUUAGUGAAAAAUUGCAAGAAAUAUGGUGGUUGGAAGUGGAUAAAUCAUGGUGUUUCUUUGUUUGUGCAAUCAUAGUGAUUUGUAUUCGAUGUAACAGUGAUUCGUAUAAAAUCAGUUUGAAGCACGGACAAUUUAUGCAUGGAAAUGUCUUCAAUGCAUUUUGUGGUUCAUCCCUUGCCAGGGACUGAGGAUCAAUUGAUUGAUAGACUCAAAGAAGUAGCAGAGAGAUGGAACCGCUACGGCACGGGUGCCGGCUCGUCAGCGCUGAGCCAGCUGCGCGGCGUGCGCGCCGUGGCGGCCGGGCCGGCGCACGUGGCCUGCCUGCUGGAGGACGGCACCAUCUGCCGGGCCGCCUUCUCCAUCAUCCCGGACAGACUCGACCUGAGCAAAGCAGACGCGAGUAAAGGCGGGGGGAAUGGAGGCGGCGGCAGCGGCGGCGGCGGCACUAGCGGGGGCAAGCAGGGCGGCAGCGGCGGCGGCGGCUGCGGCUCCCGGCAGCAGCCCCGGACUAGGGCCAGGAUUAUGAGGAAUUCGAUACGCGCGGCUCCUAGCUCUCAAGGGUCAACGAGCCGCGCCACGGGCGUGAUAAUCGGCGCGUCGGGCGCGGGGCGCGUUGUGUCGGUGCCGGCGCCCUUCGUGCCCGAGGACCUGGUGACGCAGGCGCAGGUCGUGCUGCAGGGCAAGAGCCGCAGCCUCAUCAUCAGGGAGCUACAGCGCACAAAUCUGGACGUGAAUCUGGCAGUGAACAACCUGCUGUCGCGCGACGACGAGGAGGGCGAGGAGCCGGAGGGCGGCGAGGGCGGCGACGGCUACGUGCCCGAGGACCUCAUCUCACUGCUGGACGGCGGCUUCCACGCGGCGCAGCAGGACCACUCCGUCAUCAUCGACGCCGACGCCAUGUUCUCUGAGGAGAUCUUCGGGUACGCGGCUGUCAGAAGUCGCAGCGGCGGCGGCGGCGGGGGCGGCAGCGGGGGGCGCGGCGGCGGCGCCAGUCGCGAGGGCGGCUCGUCCACUCAGGAGCGCCCCUCGGAGUUCAGCCGCUGGAGGGAGCGACAGUACUUCGGCCCGCGGCGCUGGCUCGAGUCUGCGCUCAGGGACACUUCGUGGGAGAAGGAUGGAGCCGAAAGCAAGAAGAAGGACUCUGCCAUGGCGGCCUCCCCUCUCUGGGUGUCCGAAGAGCUGGAGUACUGGGACAGCGGCACGCGCUUCACGCACAUCGCGGCCACACACAGCGAGCUGGUGGCCGUGUCGGCUCAGGGACAGCUGCACCAGUGGCGCUGGGCCGACGCGCAUCCGUACCAGCGGAAUGAUGCGCUGGGCUCGGGCAGCAUGUACCACCCGCGCGGCUCGUGGCUCGGCAUGAGCGCGGGCGAGCGUAUCGUGAACGUGAGUGCGGCCGGCAUCCGCGUGUCGCUGCUCACGGACGCGGGCCGCGUCGCCACCUAUCUGGACGAGUCUAUUGCUCACGCGCCGGGCGCGUCUCGGCUGGAGCACCCGCUGCAGACGUUCACCGAGUUCGGCGCCGACCGCGCCGCGUCGCUGCACGUGUGCUCGCUCUACACCGUGGCCCGGCUCGAGUCGGGGGCUCUGUAUUGGUGGGGCGUCCUCCCGCUGGGGCAACGCGCGCGCCUGUGGGAGAAGCACCGCGCGCGCUCGCGCAAGCAGCAGCGCGGGCACUCGGCGUCCGCGCCGCAGGACCUGCAGGCCGGCCACCAGGUCACCAUGAAGAACGCGCCCAUGUACCAGCCCGCCGCUGUCGGUUUCAACAUGUCGAGCGGGGUGCCGAAGGUGGGCAUCCUGCAGAACGCGGCGUGGAACCUGUCCGACAUGUGCCGGUUCAAGCUGCUGCCGCCGCCGCAGCCCGACCGCAGCCUGUCCGACAAGGAUAAAAGGGACAUGCAGAACCAGUCCCCGCUGACGGUAUCAUCAGUAAAGGCAUCAUCGUCGUCAUCCAGCAGUAAGGACGCCAACAAGGACAGCAACAAGGACAUGGCGGACCGGCUCGACAUGCCGCCGCCGCCCAGCCCCGCCUCCUCUACUUGCAGCGACACUAGCACUUCACACAAGCGUGCUAAGCGCGUGACAGUGCGCGGGGAGGAGGGCUCGUCCAACGACGGGCUGGCGAAGCAGCGCGACGAGGAGGAGUGGCCUCUGAAGGAAGUCGUCUUCUUGGAAGACGUCAAGAGUGUGCCACUUGGACGCGUACUGAAAGUGGACGGCGCGUACGCCGCAGUCCGCUUCCCGACCAUCGGCAAGGACGGGAAGGAAGUGGUCCCGUCCAACCCUGACGACUGGACCACGCUGCUGCAGGACUGCCGGCUGGUGCGCAAGGACGACCUGGUGGCGGUGAAGUGGGGCGCGGGCGGCGCGGCCGGCCCCCGCGGCCCGGACUGCCUGCAGCGAGCGCCGAGGAAGAUUGCCCUGCCGCCUGAUGUGCAAGUGCUUAGUAUUGCUGUGGACGGGCGCGGAGUCCACGCGGUGGUCCGGCGGCCGGGCGGCGCGCUGGCCUACGCUGUGUACGCCGUGGGCACCACACGGGCUCUCACUGACAGCACUUUCCCCACCGAUAAUAGUGCUCUGCUCGGACAUAGUAAUGGAGGGUCCAUACAGCUCACUACCGCUGCUGAGGGCAGCGAGCCAGUAGUGAUGAUGCUGGACGGCAACGGCGCCAUCUACCCGAUAGCGCGCGACUGCGUGGGCUGCGUGCGCGAGCCGCCGCCGCUGAACCUGUCGCCGGCGCGGGCGGUCGCGGCGCACGCGCUGCCGCUGCAGCCGCACACGCCGUCCUCGUCGCACCACAAUGCGCUUAAAUCACAGGUGGCGCUGAUAGUGAUAGUGCCGGAGCCGCAGAUCAUGAUGCCGCGCGUGCUGCGCUGCGACCUCGACGGGCUCAGGCAGCUGCUGCACCAGCUCGAGAGCGACACCAACAAACUGCAAAUAGCGCAAAUACUGCAAGAGAGAUGUGACGGCAACAGAAACAUUCUGCACGCUUGUGUUCACAUGUGCGCGCCUACUUCUAACAAGGAGCCUGAUAUAGUGGAAAACGCCUCCAUGCCGAAUCUGAGUGGCAACUCGGGCGGCGGCGGCGGCGCCAGCGCUGAAGAAGCGGUGCCGGCCAUGUCAUGGCCGCCGGAGACCUUCGACACGGCGUCCGGAGACGAGGACAGCCUCAUGGGACUUACUAACAGCGGUAAGCUAUCCGGCAGUGGCGGCGGCGGCGGCGCCGUGAGCGCGGACCCGGCGGAGCGGCGCGGCAACGCGCUGGCGGCACUGCGGGCGUUGUGCGAGAGCACCGCGCUGCAGCCACAUCUCAUGCAGCUGUUGGCUGCUAGGGACGGCCUCGGCCAAACGCCUCUAAUGGCGGCCGUAGCGGAGCGCGCAUACCGCGCAGCCCUAGUCAUACUAGACGCCAUCCGCGCCUGCCCCGACGCGGACGACGCUCAGCGAUCAGCCGCCAUCUUCCCGCCCAACGCGCACCCCGACCACUCGCCGCUGCUGGUGCUGUGCUGCAAUGACACGUGCAGCUUCACAUGGACCGGACAGGAGCAUAUAAAUCAAGACAUCUUCGAGUGCAAGACCUGCGGGCUGACCGGCUCGCUGUGCUGUUGCACUGAGUGUGCUAAGGUGUGCCACAAAGGGCACGACUGCAAGCUGAAGCGCACCUCCCCCACGGCGUACUGCGACUGCUGGGAGAAGUGCCGCUGCAAGGCGCUCGUGGGCGGCAACUGGGCUGCGCGCUGCGACCUGCUGGCCAAGCUGGCCCGGGACACGCAGCUCGCCACGCACUUCAACUCUAGGGGCGAGUCGAUCCUCCUGUUCCUGGUACAAACAGUCGGGCGGCAGGCGGUGGAGCAGAGACAGUUCCGCGCGGGCGGCGGGCGCGGCCGCUCGGCUCGCAAGCAGCCCGGCUCGGACGCCGAGGUCGACGCCCCCGAUCACGAUCUGGAGCCGCCGAGGUUCGCCAGGCGCGCCCUGCUGCAUUUGUUAGGAGACUGGGCAGCAGUGGAAGCGGCGGUCAUGUGCGGCUCGUCCGGGACAGCCCCGGCCGCGGCGCCGGAGGGAGACCGGCCCGGCAGCCCGGCGCCCGGCCAGUCCGGGACCACUUUACUGGACAAGUUCACACACGCACUCAUUGUCAAGUGUACUAAUGAGAUGCUGGACACACUCCUGCACACAUUAAUCCGCGAGCAGCAGAACGAGGCGGUCCCGGGGCGCGCGGAGCGGGCGCGUGAAGUGGCGCGGCGGUUCGUGCGCUCCGUUGCCAGGAUAUUCGUCAUCUUCAGCGUCGAGAUGGCGCCAGGCGCUGCCAAGAAGAAGGGGCCGCUCUCAAUAACAUCAUCACUGGUGCGGUGCCGACGCGUGUUCGCGGCACUAGUGGCCCUCGCUGUAGAGGAACUAGUCGAAGCGGCGGACGCCCUCCUGGCCCCGGUGAGGCUGGGCGUGGUGCGCCCCACCGCGCCCUUCCCGCUGGCCACCACGUAUGUGGACCUCGUCAACGGAAGCGAAGAUCUGUUUGGAGUGGAGCCGCUGUCUACUGGGCAUUCGUCGCGGCUGCCGCAUUCUAGGAGGGACUCAAGCGCGGCGGGAGGUCGCGGAGCAACAGCUGGCACUUCCAUCGGCAGUUCCACCCUGGUCCAGGACCGCUCGUCCACGCCUGUCGCCACGGAGUACGCGGACGACGUCGCCGGGGAUAAUAUGGCUGGUGAUGAUGAUGCGUCGGAGACGGACGAGCCGAGCGCCCCCGCCGCCAACCCGCCCGGGGAUGGCCAGCAUGAUGACGCUAUGGGCGAUAGAGGCCAAGAGCAACACGUGGUGGUCGAGAACGGCACAGAGCGCGCCGAGGGAGGCGAGAGCGAGAGCGAGCUGGACCUGCUGGCCGAGGCGGAGACGGAGAGCGACUCGGACGACCAGGACAAUGCCGAGUCGGCGCAGCGCAGCGUGCAGACCGGCGCCACGCAGGGCUCCGAUGCAGGCAUAGCAUCUCUCCUCCUGUACCCCGAAGACGAGAGCGGCGACUCCACACAACCAGAGGACGAGGACUCGGAGGCGGGCGAGACUGAUGAGCAGGAGGGCGAGGGCGAGCCCGCCCUGCACGACGGCGAGCCGCUGGAGCGCCGCGCCGCGCCGCCCGCCCGCCCUAACUUAGCCCCGCAUUCCAUGCAGUGGGCUAUACGUUCCCGCGAGUCAAACCGCGGCGGCUCCGGCGGCACGGGCGGCGUGCGUCUGGCCACAGGCUCGUCGCUCGUGUUCAUCGACCCCGCGUCGCUGCGGCGCUCGGCGGCGGCGGCGGCGGCCGGCGCUCAUGAUCCACACUCGACUUCGACUACUGCCUCGUGCCUGGCUAGGGCUUUCGGCAUAGUGAUCCGUCAGAUAGCGGACCUACUCUGGGAGUACGAGCGCGUAUCCCUGCCCCUACCCCGCAUGAUGCCACUAGCAUACCGCGAGGCGCUGCGGCUCCAGUGCUAUCUGGAGCGCCAGCUGAAGCAGACGUGGGACUGGCUGGUCACCGUCAUGGACGCCACUGAGGCGCAGCUUAGAUUCGGCGCAUCUCUAACGUCAAACAACGCGAGCACGUCAACCGCAGUGGAGACGACCCGCGCGGCCGCGCCGGCCACGCGUCGCACUACUUCAUUCACUGCGCCUGCCACCAGGAUCAUAGGAUUCUCUGAGGGACCCCGAGCGAGGGAUCGGGAACAAGGCGUAGAAGCCGGCAGCGCGCGGCGCGAGUUCCUCGCCUACUGCCUCUCCUUACUGCGGGCUCACAGCGGCGAGCACCUGGAGCAGCUGCCCGUGCUGGACGUGGGCGCGCUCAAGCACGUGGCCUACGUGCUGGACGCGCUCGUGUACUACAUGCGCGCCGCGCACCCGCAGCCUCGCGCGCACCAGCUGUGGACGCCGGACGAGAACGAGAACGAAGAGGGCGAGGAGGAGAUGGUGGUGGGCGGCGGCGCGGCGGCCGAGUCGGACUCGGAGGGCGAGGCGGCUCGCGGGCGCGGACACGCCUUCUUCCAGCGCUCAGACUCCACGCUGUGUCUGGGCUGUCCCCCGCCGGACCCCUUCAUACUAUCGAUGCAAGACGCGCUCCCUCUGGCUGACCAGCCUCAGCUGCUGCAGCCCAACGCGCGGCGCGAGGAGCUGUUCGGCAUGCCGCGCCAGCCCGUGACCGUGCCCGCCGCCGGGGACGCGCCGCCCGGCGUCAACAACCCGCUAGAAGUGGUGCCACGGCGGCUAGGGCUGUCGACGCGAGGCAACGACCGCGGCUGGUCGCCGCCCGCGCGCCCCGCCUCCGCGCCGCCCACGCACCCCGCCAACUUGCAGCAUCUCUCCAGGGAUGAGCCUCAGGAUCUAUCUUGCACUAAAGAUACAGUAACAAAAAUGGACAUUGACACAGACGGAGAAUACUUAUCGGACUCAGAUUCUAAUGAAGCCAGACAAAUACCAAGGAAAAAACAUCAUAGAUAUCCUCACUCAGUGACCCUGACGGCCAGUAGCAGCUCCAUGCAAGAGGCGGGCUCGCAGUCCUCGGAGUUCAACACUUUAGUGGACACGGCCUGCUCCAUCAUCGAGGCGCCGCAUCAGCAGGCGCUCGGAGCCGCGCCGUCGCCAGGCCCCAGCGGUUCGGGCGCGGCGGAAGCGCGCGCGGCCGCCCGCAGUCCGGCCAAGACUGUUAUUGUACGUGCUGGCGAGCUGCUAAGCGGGGCAGAUCCGCUGGAGUCGCAGGAGAUAUCCGCGCACGUGACGGUGGAGACGACGGGCCUGCCGCCCACGCCGCACCUACCCGCCUUGAACACACCUGCGCAACCUCGCGCGUGCCCAUCACUCGGCGCGUCCGUCUCGCACGACCUGCUACUCGGCCGCUGGCGCCUCUCCCUCGACCUGUUCGGCCGAGUGUUCACCGAGGACGUGGGCCUGGAGCCCGGCUCCGUGGUCGCCGAGCUGGGAGGGUUCCCGGUCAAGGAGGUCAAGUUCAGACGAGACAUGGAGAAGCUGAGGAACUCGCAGCAGAGGGAUCUCACGCUGCAUAAGAUGGAACGCGACCGCGCGAAGCUCCUCACGCAAACAUUCGCGGAGCUGAACAGCGCGUACGCGGGGCAGAACCGGCGAGCGCACAGCACGCAGCCGCCGCUCGCCGUCAACCGCGUCAAGGUCACCUUCCGCGACGAGCCGGGCGAGGGCAGCGGCGUCGCGCGCAGCUUCUACACCAGCGUCGCUGAGGCGCUACUAGCGAAUGAGAAGCUGCCCCCACUAGAGCCGGCAGCGAGCAGCGGCGGUGGCGGAGGAGGGGGCGGGGGCGGCACCAACGGCACCUCGGGCUCCGGAACUGCAGCUGGUGGCGGCAGCGGAACCAGCGGAGCGAGAAGCAGCAGCGGCGCAACCCGGGCUCGUUCAAAGGACGCGUCGCGACGAGCGCCCGCGCGGCCCUACGCGCGCACACCCGCCGCCCGCGAGCCGCGCCGCGCGCUCAGCAUCGACGCACGACCAUACUCACCACAGGCGGCGCCCGGCACGGAGGGCGCGGGCUACAGCGGCGAGCGGCCCGGCGGCGCGCACAACGACCACCUCACGCUGCAUCAGGCGCAACUCGGCGAACGACUCUACCCCAAGGUGCACUCCCUCCACCCAACCUUCGCUGGCAAGAUCACGGGCAUGCUGCUGGAGCUGACGCCGGCGCAGCUGCUGGUGCUGCUGGCCAGCGAGGACGCGCUGCGGCAGAAGGUGCGCGAGGCCAUGGACCUCAUCGUCAUGCACCCCUCCGAGGCUAUACUGGACUUGGACGUGUUUUCUCUAUCGGAGCGCGGCGCGGGCGGCAGCGGCGCGGGCCCGUCCACGGCGGCCGCGCCCGCGCCCCCGCUGCCGGCCGACGACUCCGCGCCGCUGUUCUACUCGCCCGGCAAGCGAGGGUACUACUCGCCGCGGCAGGGCAGGGCCACUGCCGAGAGGAUCAACGCUUUUAGGAAUGUUGGCAGAAUAAUCGGGCUAUGCCUGCUACAAAACGAGCUGUGCCCGAUGUUCCUGAACCGGCACGUGCUGAAGUACAUGCUGGGGCGGCCGGUGCGCUUCCACGACCUGGCCUUCUUCGACCCGGUGGUGUACGAGUCGCUGCGCCAGCUGGUGGUGGACGCCGAGACGGGCGACUCGCACGCGCUGUUCGCCGCGCUCGAUCUCAACUUUAGCCUGGAGAUGUGCGAGGAGGAGGGCGGCGGCUGCGUGGAGCUGGCGGGCGGCGGGCGCGAGCUCGAGGUCACCGCGCUCAACGUGUACGACUACGUGCGCAAGUACGCGCAGCACCGGAUGCUGCUGUCGCAGGAGAAGGCGCUUGAGGCGAUGCGCGUGGGCGUGCUGGACGUGCUGCCCGAGUCGGCGCUGGAGGGGCUGACGGCGGAGGACCUGCGGCUGCUGCUGAACGGCGUCGGCGACAUCAACGUGGCCGCGCUGGUCUCCUACACCAGCUUCAACGACGAGAGCGGGGAGCCGCCCGAGCGCCUCGCGCGGUUCAAGCGCUGGCUCUGGGCCAUCGUAGACAAGAUGACGCAUCUAGAGCGACAGGAUCUGGUAUACUUCUGGACGGGCUCGCCGGCGCUGCCCGCGUCGGAGGAGGGCUUCCAGCCGAUGCCGUCCGUGACGAUCCGGCCGGCGGACGACGCGCACCUCCCGACGGCCAACACCUGCAUCUCGCGUCUCUACAUCCCGCUCUACUCCUCGCGCCACGUGCUCAAGCACAAGCUGCUGCUCGCCAUCAAGACGAAGAACUUCGGCUUCGUCUAAUCUCUCUCCUACAUUCUAGCUCGUAAGCCCAGUCAUGUACGACUCGGUCAAUCUCCUACUAGUGUUCACGGAUAUCUAACGGUCCCAGUAUAUUUAUAACUACGUAACUUACUAUAUACGGUUAAAGAUAAUAAUGUGUAUUUAUAGCGUUCUCUAAUUCGUUUCUAUUGUAUUCUGACGUUAAUAUGUGACUGGGAAAUUUUGACUGAAUAAGUAAUAUUCAAUGAAAUUUGACGUUACGAAACGCUCUCCGACGACGCAGUCCGCACAAGUACACUCGUAUGUUACAGUUUUACGCCUCAUUAACUUGGGAUAUAUCAUUAGUGGACAUGCACACUCGGUUCAGUCAACGCUGGGUGUGAAAAGCGAUGCAUCAAUUUAAAUCUCUAGUAAUAUUUUUUCUUGAACUUUUUUAUUUAUAUACCAUAAUAUUUUUUAUUUCAUUCUCUUUAUGUUUUGCCAUAUAGGCCUAAUAAUACAAAAGUGCAUUUGGUUUCGUUCCUGAUGUACUUACGUUAUUUAUUAUUUAUUUUGCUGAAGGCGAAUAAAUGGUGGCGUGACGUUGAGAGACUCAAAAUAUUCAAGAAUAUUUUAAUCUGUUUAUAUAGCUUUGUUAUAUAGUAAAAUUAUAUAAGAUCAUAGAGUAUGAUGGGUACUUGCUAAAUUAGUUUGGGUAAGCUUGGAAAUAGGGAGGCGUGGAGUCCAAGCAAUGGUGUGUUUUGUGAUAACAGAGGAAGUAUUUACGCGCCUCUUCUAAAUUUAAGACUAUAGAUUUUCCUUUGUUUAGUUGUAUUAAUAUGAUUCAUAAUAAACAAUCUCAAAAGCGCUUA